Trifolium pratense (red clover) is the source of this 556-nucleotide messenger RNA. Its product is annotated as putative phytosulfokines 6. Gene Ontology annotation, molecular function: growth factor activity. Gene Ontology annotation, biological process: cell population proliferation. The coding region runs from base 76 to 354 and encodes 92 amino acids. Gene Ontology annotation, cellular component: extracellular region. NCBI's taxonomy places the organism in Eukaryota, Viridiplantae, Streptophyta, Magnoliopsida, Fabales, Fabaceae. The transcript is spliced from 3 exons. The record is from RefSeq and is a predicted model, not a curated record.
UGGUACCAACACAAAACUAUCUCUUCUAAAAUCCAUAGUCCCAAAACCCAUUUUCACUCUAUCAUUGAAGUAAACAUGAGGCUAAGUUUUAUCUUUGGAGCUCAAGUAUUUUUCCUUUUCUUUUUACUUUCCUCUUCAUUACUUUUUGCUAGGACACUUACUAGUGAACAAGAGCCAAACACAAAAUUUGAUGAAGUCUCAAGGGAGGACUUUGUUUUGGAGGUGGAAGGAAGUGAUUCUUUGAAGCUGAUGGAAAUGGAGAACUGCAAUAUUGAAGAUGAAGAAUGCAUGCAGAGAAGAAUGACUUUAGAAGCUCACCUAGAUUACAUCUACACCCAACAUCAUAAGCCUUGAAAUCAUAAAUCUUUUUAUAAUUCAAAGAGUGUAAUAUUAUCUUCUUAAUUUAACUUUAGAUAAUAUAAACCUAGGAAAUUUCUCAUUGUAUUUAUUUUCACUAUAACACAUAUCAUCUCAGUUUAAUGUAAUGCAACUUCUAUAAACAUAUAUGUAACAGAAACUAAAUUGAUGACUAUAUAAUAUAAUAUAUACGUGAUAA